This is a messenger RNA of Knipowitschia caucasica, 636 nucleotides long. Lineage: Eukaryota; Metazoa; Chordata; Actinopteri; Gobiiformes; Gobiidae. The record is from the annotation of a GenBank genome assembly.
AUGGACAGACCCGGCCCCCCGGGGACAGACCCGCCAGGGACCGCCCCGGCCCCCGGGACCCGACCGACCCCCCAGUUGACCAGCCGACCCCGAGACAGGACCCGACCCCAAGCGACCGCCCGACCGGGAAGCACCGGCCCGGGACAGCCGGCCCCGGGCCAGACCGGACCCGUGACCGACCCGGCCCAGGCAGACCGGCCCCAGGGACCGACCGGCCAGAGACAGACCCAGGCCCCAGCGCCCAGACGGCCAGAGACGCCCGCCCAGGGAAGACCCGUCCCCAGUGCCAGGCCCCGGCCCAGGGCCCGACCCGGCCGCCGGGCUCCAGCCGGCCAGAGACAGACCGUCCCCAGGGACAGACCCGGACCAGGGACAGACCGGCCCAGGGGACCGACGGCCAGGGACAGCCCGGCCUGGGACCAGACCCGGCCAGGGACCGACGGCCGCGGGACGACCGGCCCCAGGGCAGGUCACGGCCCCAGGGAACAGACCACCCAGGCAAUACCCGACCCCAGGGCCAGACCCGACCCCCGACCACGACCCGGCCCCGAGCCCGACCCCCCAGGCACAUACGACCCCCGGGACCGGCCCGACCCCAGGCACAGACCGACCAACGCCGAGAUUAUUAUGAAAUGA